GCCGUUUCCCAUAGCCCGCGCCGUCGCCCGUAGCCCACAUCCCUACUUCCCCAGCUGUGGUACAACAACUGAAGGAGGGAGGGAUCACUAAGCUGUGCUUUGGGUUGGAACUGAAGGUGUGGUACUAUAACUUUGUUCAGGUGUGGUACAGCUACUUUUUUCAGAUUAUAAGCAAAGUCAGAAUAUUUGGAUUGCCACUCUCAACUACAAUAGCCUCCAUCGUCUCUCUCUCUCUCUCUCUCUCUGCCUGACUCUGUAGAGGUUCACUUUCAACAAUGGCGUCCAUGGAAAAUUCUCGCGAUUUCAUGUUCUGCAACAUCUGUGGGACUAUGCUAUCUUUUACUAGAACUCUUUAUGCUGAACCCGGCCAAUGUCCCAAGUGCAAAUUUUCCCGACCUAUAAAAGAGCUCUCCAAAUAUAAAAUAUCGUACACGGUCAGUAAAGAGGAUAUUCAAAGGGAGCUAGGCAUAUCAAAGAUUAAAGAGGAAAAGACUGAAUUGGCAAAGACGGACAUGAAAAAAUGUGAAAAGUGUGGCCACAAUGAGCAUACAUAUUUUUCUAGACAGAUGAGAUCAGCUGAUGAGGGGGCAACUACUUUCUACACUUGCACCAAAUGCAAUAAUAGUUUUAGUGAAAAUUAAUGUGUAGAUUAUGCAACUUCUUUUUGCUCAACUGAAAGUUGUUCCAAUUGUUUUUCCCCAGAUGAUUUUCCAUUCAGUCCAUCGUGUACUUUCCUUAGAAGCUUGAUCUGGACUCUCAAGCUUCCUAUUGUUCAAAUGUGCUAUCUGAUUGUUAGGAAAUCCUUGAUGCUUUAAUGACCCAAGUUGACCUUAUAUGU
Messenger RNA from Fragaria vesca subsp. vesca, 838 nucleotides. RefSeq names its product DNA-directed RNA polymerase I subunit RPA12-like. Bases 276 to 641 code for a protein of 121 amino acids. Lineage: Eukaryota; Viridiplantae; Streptophyta; Magnoliopsida; Rosales; Rosaceae. The record is from RefSeq and is a predicted model, not a curated record. Gene Ontology annotation, molecular function: zinc ion binding; DNA-directed RNA polymerase activity; nucleic acid binding. The transcript has 7 exons. Gene Ontology annotation, cellular component: RNA polymerase I complex. Gene Ontology annotation, biological process: DNA-templated transcription; termination of RNA polymerase I transcription.